CGCAGCGGCAAGAUGGCGGCGGCGGCGGGCGGCGGCGCGGCGGAGCCGGGCUGGGAGGUGGCGGUGCGGCCGCUGCUCUCCGCCUCCUACUCGGCCUUCGAGAUGAAGGAGCUCCCGCAGCUGCUCGCCUCGGUUAUCGAGAGCGAGUCGGAGAUCCUGCACCACGACAAACAAUAUGAGCCCUUCUACUCUUCCUUUGUUGCACUUUCUACACAUUACAUCACUACUGUGUGUGGUCUGAUACCAAGGAACCAGCUGCAGUCGGUGGCAGCAGCUUGCAAAGUCCUGAUCGAAUUCUCGCUGCUGCGCCUGGAGAACCCUGACGAAGCUUGUGCUGUAUCACAGAAGCACCUCAUUCUGCUGAUAAAGGGGCUCUGCACGGGCUGCAGCCGCCUGGACCGCACCGAAAUCAUCACCUUCACAGCCAUGAUGAAGUCAGCCAAGCUGCCUCAGACUGUCAAAACCCUCUCUGAUGUAGAGGAUCAGAAGGAGCUGGCCUCCCCAGUGAGCCCGGAGCUGAGGCAGAAGGAAGUGCAGAUGAACUUCCUCAAUCAGUUGACAUCAGUCUUUAACCCUAGAGUCUCAUCAUCACCAUCUAUCAUGACAGAGACACAGGUGGAAGGAGAAAAUGAGGAUCAAGCUUCCACUGAUCAAAGCUCUGCAACAAAGACAAAAAGCAUUUUCAUUGCUCAGAAUGUAGCCAGCCUGCAAGAACUUGGUGGCUCUGAGAAGCUGCUGAGAGUCUGCCUGAACCUGCCAUACUUCCUGCGCUACAUCAACCGCUUCCAGGACGCGGUCUCGGCCAACUCCUUCUUCAUCAUGCCAGCCACAGUGGCUGAUGCCACUGCUGUCCGCAACGGGUUUCAUUCGCUGGUCAUAGAUGUGACCAUGGCACUGGAUACUCUGUCCCUGCCUGUGCUGGAGCCUCUGACACCCACACGUCUCCAGGAUGUCACUGUGCUUGCUCUCAGCUGUCUCUAUGCAGGUGUGAGUGUGGCAACCUGCAUGGCCAUCCUGCACGUGGGGAGCACUCAGCAGGUACGAACUGGGUCCACGAGUUCCAAAGAAGAAGAUUAUGAGAAUGAUGCUGCUACUAUUGUGCAGAAAUGUCUUGAAAUCUAUGAAAUGAUUGGCCAAGCCAUCAGCAACUCCCGGCGGGCAGGGGGCGAGCAUUAUCAGAACUUCCAGCUGCUCGGGGCUUGGUGUCUGCUAAACAGCCUCUUCCUCAUCUUGAACCUCAGCCCCACGGCCUUGGCUGAUAAGGGGAAGGAGAAAGAUCCUUUGGCUGCUCUUCGGGUCAGAGACAUUAUUGCUCGUACCAAGGAGGGCGUUGGGUCUCCCAAACUAGGACCUGGGAAAGGGCAUCAAGGCUUUGGUGUCCUGUCAGUGGUGCUAGCAAACCAUGCCAUCAAACUGCUGUCCUCCCUCUUUCAAGAUCUGCAAGUGGAGGCAUUGCACAAGGGCUGGGAGACUGAUGGUCCACCAGCAGUGCUGGACAUCAUGGCUCAGAGCACAUCCAUCCAGAGGAUUCAGCGGCUGAUUGAUUCUGUGCCACUCACUAAUUUGCUCCUGACUUUGCUGUCUACUUCCUACAGAAAGGCUUGUGUCUUGCAGCGUCAGAGGAAGGGCUCCAUGAGCAGCGACGCCAGCGCCUCCACGGACUCCAAUACUUACUAUGAGGAUGACUUCAGCAGCACAGAGGAGGACAGCAGCCAAGAUGAUGACAGUGAACCAAUCCUUGGGCAAUGGUUUGAAGAGACAAUCUCUCCCAGCAAAGAAAAAGUGGCUCCACCACCACCUCCUCCACCACCCCCUUUGGAGAGCUCCCCUAGAGUGAAGAGCCCAAACAAACAGAGCACAGGGGAGAAUGGGAACAUCCUGGCCAGCCGCAAAGACCCGGAGCUGUUUUUGAGCCUAGCUUCCAACAUUUUGAACUUCCUCACUUCCUCCAUGCUCAACUCCAGGAAUAACUUCAUCCGCAACUACCUGAGCGUCUCUCUCACAGAGCAGCACAUGGCUACCCUGGCCAGCAUCAUCAAAGAGGUGGAUAAGGAUGGGCUGAAGGGUACAUCGGAUGAGGAGUUUGCUGCUGCGCUCUAUCACUUCAACCAUUCCUUGGUGACCUCAGAUCUUCAGUCUCCUGCCUUGCAGAACACACUUCUGCAGCAGCUGGGAGUUGCUCCUUUCUCUGAAGGUCCCUGGCCUCUCUACAUCCACCCUCAAAGUCUGUCUGUGCUCUCAAGACUUCUCCUGAUUUGGCAGCAUAAAGCCAGUGCCCAGGGAGAUCCUGAUGUUCCUGAAUGCCUUAAAGUGUGGGAAAGGUUUGUGGGCACUCUGAAGCAGAAUGCCCUGCAGGGGACUCUUCCCAGUGACACAGAGGACCUGAACGUUGAACACCUCCAGCUGCUGCUGCUCAUCUUUCACAACUUCUCCGAACGGGGCCGCAGGUCCAUCCUGAUGCUCUGCAUCCAGACCGUGGUGGAGCUGACAGGCAGCAUGGAGACCCAGCAGGCUUCUGUGCCCCUCCUCGUGGCACGACUGCUCUUGGUGUUUGACUACCUGCUCCAUCAGUAUUCCAAGGCUCCUGUGUACCUCUUUGAACAGGUGCAAUACAAUUUGCUAACUCCCCCCAUUGGCUGGGUGAGUGGAUCCCAGGACAGCAGCAGAAGAGCAUCUGUCCCACUUUAUCAUGGCUUUAAAGAAGUGGAAGAAAACUGGGCCAAGCACUGUUCAUCAGAUGCAGUUCCACAGCCCAGGUUCUACUGCAUCCUGUCUCCAGAAGCUUCUGAGGACGAUCUGAACCGCCUGGAUAGCACGGUCUGUGAGGUCCUUUUCUCCAGGACUAUGAAGUAUGAUGAGCUGUACACAGCCCUGACUUCACUGCUUGCUGCUGGGUCACAGUUUGAUACACUCAGGAGGAAAGAGAACAAAAAUGUCACUGCACUGGAAGCCUGUGCACUUCAGUACUACUUCUUGAUCCUGUGGAGGAUUCUGGGCAUUUUACCUCCUUCCAAGAACUACAUGAAUCAGUUGGCUACAAACAGCCCAGAGAUGAGUGAAUGUGACAUCCUGCACACCUUGCGCUGGUCCUCUCGCCUGAGAAUCACCUCCUAUGUCACCUGGAUCAAGGAUCACCUCACCAAGCAGGGCAUGAAGGCUGAGCAUGCUGCUUCUCUCACCGAGCUGGCCUCCAGCAAGUGCAGCUCAGUGAAGUACGACGUGGAGAUAGCCGAAGAGUACUUCGCUCGCCAGAUAUCUUCUUUCUGUGGUGUUGACUGCACAACUAUCCUCCAGCUGCACGAAGUUCCCAGUUUACAAUCUAUUUACACCCUGGAUGCUGCCAUUUCCAAGAUUCAGGUUUCUCUGGACGAGCACUUUUCCAAGCUGGCUGCAGAAACUGAUCCACAUAAGUCUUCAGAGAUCACCAAGAACCUGCUGCCUGCUACUCUACAGCUAAUUGACACUUAUGCUACAUUUACCAGAUCUUACUUGCUGAGAAGCCUCUCUGAGGAAGGCUCCCCUGAGAACAAACCCUCUGAGGAGAAGCUGCGAGGUUAUGCUGCUGUCCUGGCCAUUGGCUCCAGUCGCUGCAAGUCAAACACUCUAGGUCCAACCCUCGUUCAGAACUUGCCGUCAGCUGUGCAGUCUUUAUGUGAGUCAUGGAACAACAUCCAUACAAAUGAGUUUCCCAACAUUGGCUCCUGGCGCAAUGCCUUUGCCAACGACACGAUCCCUGCCGAGAGCUACAUCAGCGCGGUUCAGGCUGCCCACCUCGGUACCCUCUGCAGCCAGAGCCUACCUCUUGCAGCAUCCCUCAAACACAGCCUUCUCUCUCUGGUCAGGCUCACUGGGGAUCUCAUUGUCUGGUCUGACGAUUUGAACCCACCCCAGGUGAUUCACUCCCUGUUGCCUCUCCUUUUGGAGACCAGCACUGAGAGUGUGGCAGAAAUAAGCAGCAACUCCCUGGAAAGGAUUUUGGGCCCUUCAGAAUCUGAUGAAUUCCUGGCACGUGUUUAUGAGAAGCUGAUCACAGGAUGCUAUAACAUCCUGGCCCACCACUCAGAUCCAAACAGUGGCCUAGAUGAGUCUAUCUUGGAGGAAUGCUUGCAGCAUCUGGAGAAACAGCUGGAGAGCAGCCAGGCACGAAAAGCCAUGGAGGAAUUCUUCUCAGAGAGUGGAGAGCUGGUCCAGAUCAUGAUGGCAACAGCCAACGAAAGCCUGUCGGCCAAGUUCUGCAACAGGGUGCUCAAGUUCUUCACCAAGCUCUUCCAGCUGACUGAGAAGAGUCCCAACCCCAGCCUCUUGAGACUUUGUGGCUCUCUGGCUCAGCUGGCUUGUGUGGAGCCUGUACGUCUGCAGGCCUGGUUAACCAGGAUGACCAUGUCCCCACCCAAAGAUUCAGACCAGCUGGAGGUGGUGCAGGAGAACAGGCAGCUGCUGCAGCUCUUGACCACCUACAUUGUUCGGGAAAACAGCCAAGUCGGAGAAGGUGUCUGCACCGUCCUGCUGAGCACUCUGAUACCCAUGGCAACUGAAAUGCUGGCCAACGGUGAUGGCACAGGCUUCCCUGAGCUGAUGGUGGUAAUGGCAACCUUGGCUAGUGCAGGACAAGGUGCAGGACACCUCCAGCUCCACGGUGCUGCUGUCGACUGGCUUGGCAGAUGCAAGAAAUACCUGUCCCAGAAGAAUGUGGUGGAAAAGAUGAAUGCCAACGUGAUGCAAGGGAAGCAUGUGACUAUCCUGGAGUGUACCUGCCACAUUGUCUCAUACCUGGCUGAUGUCACUAAUGCCCUGAGCCAGAGCAGUGGCCAAGGACCAAGUCACCUUUCUGUUGAUGGAGAGGAACGAGCCAUCGAGGUGGAUUCUGACUGGGUUGAAGAGUUGGCAGUGGAGGAGGAGGACUCUCAGGCUGAAGAUUCGGAUGAAGAUUCUCUUUGUAAUAAACUCUGUACCUUCACCAUCACACAGAAGGAAUUCAUGAAUCAGCACUGGUAUCACUGCCACACUUGCAAGAUGGUGGACGGGGUUGGUGUUUGCACAGUUUGUGCUAAAGUCUGUCACAAGGAUCAUGAGAUCUCCUAUGCCAAAUAUGGAUCAUUCUUCUGUGACUGUGGAGCCAAGGAAGAUGGCAGUUGCCUGGCUUUGGUGAAGAGAACUCCCAGCAGUGGUAUGAGCUCUACCAUGAAAGAAUCUGCCUUCCAGAGCGAGCCCAGAGUGCCUGAGAGUGUCAUUAGGCAUGCAAGCACCUCUCCUGCAGAGAAAGCCAAGGUGACCAUCAGUGAGGGCAAGGGCCCUGAUGAAGAGAAGCCCAAGAAGAGCAGCCUGUGUAGGAACGUCGAGGGGUGUCGAGAGGAGCUGCAGUCCCAGGCCAACUUCUCCUUUGCCCCUUUGGUACUGGAGAUGCUGAAUUUCCUGAUGGAUGCCAUUCAGAUCAACUUCCAGCAAGCUUCAGCCAUGGGCAGCAGCAGCCGCGCGCAGCAAGCGCUCAACGAGCUCCACACUUUGGACAAGUCGGUCGAGAUGACAGAUCAGUUGAUGGUGCCAACUCUGGGCUCUCAGGAAGGUGCUUUUGAGAACGUCCGCAUGAACUACAGCGGUGACCAGGGCCAGACCAUCCGGCAGCUGAUCAGCGCCCAUGUGCUGCGCAGGGUGGCCAUGUGUGUGCUGUCCUCCCCCCACGGCCGGCGCCAGCACCUGGCUGUCAGCCACGAGAAGGGCAAGAUCACAGUCCUCCAGCUUUCAGCACUGCUGAAACAAGCAGACUCCAGCAAAAGGAAGCUGACCCUCACUCGCCUCGCCUCUGCGCCUGUCCCCUUCACGGUGCUGAGCCUGACUGGAAAUCCCUGCAAGGAAGACUACCUGGCUGUGUGUGGGCUGAAAGACUGCCACGUGUUGACCUUCAGCAGCUCUGGCUCAGUCUCAGAUCAUUUGGUGCUUCAUCCCCAGCUAGCCACUGGCAAUUUCAUCAUUAAAGCUGUGUGGCUGCCAGGAUCUCAAACAGAGCUUGCUAUUGUGACUGCAGAUUUUGUGAAGAUUUACGACCUCUCUGUAGAUGCCUUGAGUCCAACCUUCUAUUUCCUUCUGCCAAGUUCCAAAAUCAGGGAUGUCACUUUCCUUUUCAACGAGGAGGGGAAGAACAUCAUAGUGAUCAUGUCCUCUGCUGGCUACAUCUACACACAGCUCAUGGAAGAAGCCAGCAGUGCCCAGCAUGGACCAUUCUACGUCACCAAUGUGCUUGAAGUCAACCAUGAGGACUUGAAGGACAGCAAUGGCCAAGUGGCAGGAGGUGGAGUGUCAGUGUAUUACUCCCACGUGCUGCAGAUGUUGUUCUUCAGUUACUGCCAGGGCAAAUCCUUUGCAGCCACCAUUAGCAGGGCCAGCCUGGAGGUGCAGCGGCUGUUCCCCAUUAACAUCAAGAGCUCAAAUGGUGGCAGUAAGACUUCACCAGCACUCUGCCAGUGGUCUGAGGUGAUGAACCAUCCUGGCUUGGUGUGCUGUGUGCAGCAGACCACAGGCGUCCCACUGGUUGUGAUGGUGAAGCCAGACACCUUUCUCAUCCAGGAGAUAAAAACCUUGCCAGCUAAAGCAAAGAUCCAGGACAUGGUUGCCAUCCGUCACACAGCCUGCAAUGAGCAGCAGAGGACCACCAUGAUCCUGCUGUGUGAAGAUGGCAGCCUGAGGAUCUACAUGGCCAAUGUAGAGAAUACAUCCUACUGGCUCCAGCCCUCCCUCCAGCCCAGCAGCGUCAUCAGCAUCAUGAAGCCGGUCCGGAAGCGCAAGGCAGCUGCUAUCACAACUCGCACAUCCAGCCAGGUGAACUUCCCCAUUGACUUCUUUGAGCACAACCAGCAGCUCACAGAUGUGGAGUUUGGAGGCAACGACCUGCUGCAGGUGUACAACGCUCAGCAGAUCAAGCACCGCCUCAAUUCCACCGGCAUGUAUGUGGCCAACACAAAGCCUGGAGGUUUCACCAUCGAAGUGACCAACAACAACAGCACGAUGGUGAUGACAGGCAUGAGGAUCCAGAUCGGGACGCAGGCGAUCGAGCGCGCCCCCUCCUACCUGGAGAUCUUCGGCCGCACCAUGCAGCUCAACAUGACCAGAGCUCGCUGGUUUGACUUCCCCUUCACCCGUGAGGAAGCCUUGCAGGCUGACAAGAAACUGACCAUCUUCAUUGGAGCUUCUGUGGAUCCUGCUGGAGUCACCAUGAUGGAUUCCAUCAAAAUCUAUGGCAAAACCAAGGAGCAGUUUGGAUGGCCUGAUGAGCCCCCUGAGGACUUCCCAUCUGCCUCAGUCAGCAACGUUUGUCCCCCAAACCUGAACCAAGGGAACGGCGCUGGGGACACCGAGUCUGCUGCCCCCACUGCUGCCAGCGGCACCGUCCUGGAGAGUUCUGAAACUGAGUCCUUAACCACCCUGGACCGGCUAGUAGUGAGUUCUUUAGAAGCGCUGGAAAGCUGCUUUGCUGUAGGACCAGUCAACGAGAAGGAGAAGAAUAAGGUGGCAGCUCAGGAACUGGCCACUAUGCUGCUCUCCAUGCCAGCUCCUUCCAGUGUCCAGCAGCAAACCAAGAGCCUCCUGGCCAGCUUGCACACCAGCCGCUCCGCCUACCACAACCACAAGGAUCAAGCAUUGCUAAGUAAAGCCAUUCAGUACCUGAGUUCCUCAACCAAAGAAGGAAAGGAUCUUGAUCCUGAAGUGUUUCAGAGGCUGGUCAUCACUGCUAGAUCCAUUGCUAUUAUGAGACCAAACAAUCUGGUCCAUUACACAGAAUCUAAACUGCCACAGUUGGAAGCAGAGGGUGAAGAAGGGCAGGAGGCCCAGAAGCACACCGAAGGAGAGGGCUGCACCUUCAUUACCCAGCUGGUUAACCACUUCUGGAAGCUGCAUGCAUCAAAGCCCAAGAAUGCCUUCCUUGCCCCUGCCUGCCUGCCAGGUCUCACUCAUGUUGAAGCCACAGUCAAUGCUUUGGUGGAUAUUAUCCAUGGAUACUGCACGUGUGAGCUGGAUUGUAUCCAUACAGCAUCCAAGAUCUACAUGCAGAUGUUGCUUUGCCCGGAUCCUGCAGUGAGCUUUUCUUGCAAGCAAGCUCUGAUCAGAGUGCUGAGGCCGAGGAACAAGCGGCGCCAUGUCACCUUGCCAUCCUCCCCCCGCAGCAACACCCCUAUGGGAGAUAAGGAUGAUGAUGAUGAUGACGAUGCGGAAGACAAGCUGCAGAGCUCUGGGAUAGCCAAUGGGGAGCACAUCCGGCAGGAGAGCCAGGAGCAGAGUGAAGUUGAUCAUGGGGACUUUGAGAUGGUGUCUGAAUCCAUGGUUCUGGAAACUUCUGAGAAUGUGAAUAAUGGGAACCCUUCUCCCUUGGAGGCUCUUCUGGCUGGAGCAGAGGGAUUCCCUCCUAUGCUGGAUAUUCCUCCAGAUGCAGAUGAUGAAACAAUGGUGGAAUUGGCUAUUGCCCUGAGCCUGCAACAAGAUCAGCAAGGGAGCAGCAGCAGUGCCCUUGGACUCCAGAGCUUAGGGCUGUCUGGCCAAGCACCCAGCUCCUCCUCCCUCGAUGCCGGCACGCUCUCGGAUACGACAGCAUCAGCUCUCUUCAUUCUCUUAGCUCCAGCGUCUGACGACGAGGGCAGCACGGCCGCGACCGACGGCUCCACCCUGCGGACCUCCCCCGCGGAGCACGGCGGCAGCGUGGGCUCGGAGAGCGGAGGCAGCGCCGUGGACUCGGUAGCUGGCGAGCACAGCGUGUCUGGCCGCAGCAGCGCCUAUGGGGACACAGCGGCUGAGGGGCACCCUGCCGGCCCGGGCAGCGUCAGCUCCAGCACAGGAGCCAUCAGCACUACCACAGGCCAGCAAGAGGGAGAUGGUUCAGAAGGAGAAGGAGAAGCAGAGGGAGAUGUCCACACCAGCAACAGGCUGCACAUGGUCAGGCUGAUGUUGCUGGAGAGGCUGCUGCAGAACUUACCUCAGCUGAGGAAUGUGGGAGGAGUCCGAGCCAUCCCUUACAUGCAGGUUAUCCUGAUGCUUACAACAGACCUGGAUGGAGAUGAUGAGAAAGAUAAAGGAGCUUUAGAUAACCUCCUGUCCCAGCUGAUUGCAGAGCUCUGCAUGGACAAAAAGGAUGUGUCUAAGAAAAACGAGCGCUCUCCGGUCAAUGAAGUGCACCUGGUGGUCAUGAGGCUGCUGAGUGUGUUCAUGUCCAGAACUAAGUCAGGAUCCAAGUCUUCCAUUUGUGAGUCUUCCUCCCUCAUCUCUAGUGCCACCGCCGCUGCACUGCUGAGCUCUGGUGCUGUUGACUACUGUCUGCAUGUGCUGAAGUCUUUGCUAGAGUACUGGAAAAGCCAGCAGAAUGAUGAGGAGCCUGUAGCCACCAGCCAGCUCCUGAAGCCUCACACUACUUCAUCUCCACCUGACAUGAGCCCUUUCUUCCUCCGCCAGUACGUGAAGGGCCAUGCUGCAGAUGUGUUUGAGGCCUACACUCAGCUCCUGACAGAGAUGGUGCUGAGGCUGCCCUACCAGAUCAAGAAGAUUGCAGACACCAACUCCCGCAUCCCACCUCCCAUCUUUGAUCACUCCUGGUUCUACUUCUUGUCUGAGUACCUGAUGAUCCAGCAGACGCCGUUCGUGCGCCGCCAAGUCCGCAAGCUGCUGCUCUUCAUCUGUGGCUCAAAGGACAAAUACAGGCAGCUGAGAGACCUCCACACCCUGGACUCCCACGUCCGUGGCAUCAAAAAGCUCCUGGAGGAACAAGGCAUCUUCCUUCGUGCCAGUGUGGUCACAGCAAGCUCAGGCUCUGCCCUGCAGUAUGAUACCUUGAUCAGCUUGAUGGAACAUCUGAAGGCUUGUGCAGAGAUUGCCACACAGAGGACAGUCAACUGGCAGAAGUUCUGCAUCAAAGAUGACUCUGUUCUCUAUUUCCUCCUGCAAGUCAGCUUCCUGGUGGAUGAAGGAGUGUCACCAGUUCUCCUGCAGCUGCUCUCCUGUGCUCUGUGUGGCAGCAAAGUGCUAUCUGUGGCCUCCUCCUCUGGAUCUUCAAGCACCUCUUCCACCUCUGCUCCUGCAGCAUCAGGCUCUGGGCAGCCAACAACACAGAGCAAAUCCUCCACUAAGAAGAGCAAGAAAGAAGAAAAGGAGAAGGAGAGAGAGGGUGAGAGUCUGGGCAGUCAGGAGGAUCAGCUGUGCACAGCUCUGGUGAACCAGCUGAACAAGUUUGCUGAUAAGGAGACCCUCAUUCAGUUCCUGCGUUGCUUCCUGCUGGAGUCCAACUCGUCCUCUGUCAGGUGGCAGGCUCACUGCCUCGCCCUCCACAUCUACAGGAACUCCAACAAGUCUCAGCAGGAAUUGCUGUUGGAUCUCAUGUGGUCAAUCUGGCCAGAACUUCCAGCUUAUGGAAGAAAGGCUGCCCAGUUUGUAGAUCUCCUGGGAUACUUCUCUCUGAAAACCCAGCAGACUGAGAAAAAGCUGAAGGAAUAUUCCCAAAAGGCUGUGGAGAUCCUCAGGACCCAGAACCACAUUCUGACCAACCACCCCAACUCCAACAUUUACAACACAUUGUCUGGCCUGGUGGAAUUUGAUGGCUAUUACCUGGAGAGUGAUCCUUGUCUUGUCUGCAACAAUCCAGAGGUGCCCUUCUGUUACAUCAAGCUCUCCUCCAUCAAAGUGGACACGAGGUACACUACCACCCAGCAGGUGGUGAAGCUGAUUGGCAGCCACACCAUCAGCAAGGUGACAGUGAAGAUAGGAGACCUGAAACGAACCAAAAUGGUCCGAACCAUCAACCUCUACUACAACAACAGGACAGUGCAAGCCAUAGUGGAGCUGAAAAACAAGCCAGCUCGUUGGCACAAAGCUAAGAAAGUCCAACUGACCCCGGGCCAGACGGAGGUGAAGAUUGAUCUGCCCCUGCCCAUCGUGGCCUCCAACCUGAUGAUUGAGUUUGCAGACUUCUAUGAGAACUACCAAGCCUCCACCGAGACCCUGCAGUGCCCUCGCUGCAGCGCCUCCGUCCCUGCCAACCCUGGCGUCUGCGGCAACUGCGGGGAGAACGUCUACCAGUGCCACAAGUGCAGGUCCAUCAACUACGACGAGAAGGAUCCUUUCCUGUGCAACGCCUGCGGCUUCUGCAAGUACGCUCGCUUCGACUUCAUGCUCUACGCCAAGCCCUGCUGCGCCGUCGACCCCAUCGAGAACGAGGAGGACCGCAAGAAGGCAGUGACAAAUAUCAACACCCUGCUGGACAAGGCUGACAGAGUCUACCACCAGCUCAUGGGACACCGACCCCAGCUGGAGAACCUUCUCUGUAAAGUCAAUGAGGCAGCUCCUGAAAAACCACAGGAUUCCUUUUUGUUUUCCCCUCUGUUCCAGGAUGAAUCUGGGAGCGGUGGAGGGAUCAGUUCUACCUCAGCCAGUGUGAAUAGAUACAUCCUCCAGUUGGCCCAAGAGUACUGUGGGGACUGCAAGAACUCUUUUGAUGAGCUUUCUAAAAUCAUCCAGAAAGUGUUUGCCUCUCGGAAGGAGCUGCUGGAAUAUGACCUGCAGCAGAGAGAGGCAGCGACCAAGUCGUCGCGCAGCGCGGCGCAGCCGACCUUCACCGCCAGCCAGUACCGCGCCCUCUCCGUGCUGGGCUGCGGCCACACUUCCUCCACCAAGUGCUACGGCUGCGCCUCGGCCGUCACCGAGCACUGCAUCACCCUGCUGCGAGCUUUGGCCACCAACUCUGCCAUCAGGCACAUCCUGGUGGCCCAGGGGCUCAUCCGAGAGCUCUUCGACUACAACCUGCGGCGCGGCGCAGCCAGCAUGCGGGAGGAGGUGCGGCAGCUCAUGUGCCUUCUGACCAGGGACAAUCCAGAGGCCACACAGCAAAUGAAUGACUUAAUCAUUGGGAAGGUGUCUGCAGCUCUGAAGGGCCACUGGGCAAAUCCAGACUUGGCCAGCAGCCUCCAGUAUGAAAUGCUGCUGCUCACAGAUUCCAUCUCCAAAGAAGACAGCUGCUGGGAGCUGAGGCUGCGCUGCGCUCUCAGCCUCUUCCUGAUGGCAGUGAACAUCAAGACUCCAGUGGUUGUUGAGAACAUCACCCUCAUGUGCCUGCGCAUCCUUCAAAAGCUCAUCAAGCCUCCUGCUCCAACCAGCAAGAAAAACAAGGAUGUGCCUCUGGAUGCUCUCACCACUGUGAAGCCUUACAGCAACGAAAUCCAUGCACAAGCUCAGCUGUGGCUCAAGAGGGACCCCAAAGCAUCCUAUGAAGCUUGGAAAAAGUGCCUCCCUGCCAGAGGUAGUAUAGAUGCCAGUGGUAAAUCCCUCAGCAAAGCUGAGAUUCACCAGCUCUACUUGUCAGAAAAGUAUGUCUGGAAGUGGAAGCAGUUCCUGAGUCGCCGAGGGAAGAGGACCUGCCCCCUGGACCUCAAGCUGGGACACAACAAUUGGCUGAGACAGGUGCUCUUUACUCCUGCCACUCAAGCUGCCAGACAAGCUGCCUGUACCAUCGUGGAAGCUCUGACUACCAUCCCCAGCCGCAAGCAGCAGGUCCUUGAUCUCCUGACAAGCUACCUGGAUGAGCUGAGCAUUGCUGGAGAGUGUGCUGCAGAGUACCUGGCACUGUAUCAGAAGCUCAUCAAACCAGCCCACUGGAAGGUCUACCUGGCAGCCCGGGGGGUUCUGCCCUACGUUGGCAGCCUCAUCACCAAGGAAAUAGCUCGUUUGCUUGCCCUGGAGGAGGCCACACUCAGCACUGAUCUGCAGCAGGGAUAUGCCUUGAAGAGUCUCACAGGUCUGCUCUCUUCCUUCGUGGAGGUGGAGUCCAUCAAGCGGCACUUCAAGAGCCGCCUGGUGGGUACGGUCCUGAAUGGUUACCUCUGCUUGAGGAAGUUGGUGGUACAGAGAACAAAGCUGAUUGAUGAAACCCAGGACAUGCUGCUGGAGAUGCUGGAGGAUAUGACCACAGGCACAGAGUCUGAAACCAAAGCCUUUAUGGCAGUGUGUAUAGAGACUGCUAAACGUUACAGCCUUGAUGACUACAGGACUCCAGUCUUCAUCUUUGAGAGACUCUGCAGCAUCAUCUACCCUGAGGAGAACGAAGUGACUGAGUUCUUUGUGACUCUGGAGAAAGAUCCCCAGCAGGAGGACUUCUUACAGGGCAGGAUGCCAGGAAAUCCCUACAGCAGUAACGAGCCUGGCAUUGGGCCACUCAUGAGGGACAUCAAGAACAAGAUCUGCCAGGACUGUGACCUGGUGGCUCUGCUGGAGGAUGACAGUGGCAUGGAGCUUUUGGUGAACAAUAAGAUCAUCAGUUUGGAUCUGCCUGUGGCUGAGGUCUACAAGAAGGUCUGGUGUCCCACCAAUGAGGGGGAGCCCAUGAGGAUCAUUUACCGCAUGCGAGGGUUACUGGGAGAUGCCACCGAGGAGUUCAUCGAAUCUCUCGACUCCACCACUGAUGAAGAGGAGGAUGAGGAGGAGGUUUACAAGAUGGCAGGUGUCAUGGCCCAGUGUGGAGGCCUCGAGUGCAUGCUCAACAGGCUGACUGGAAUCAAGGACUUCAAACAAGGCCGGCACCUCCUAACUGUGCUGCUGAAGCUGUUCAGCUACUGUGUGAAGGUGAAAGUAAAUCGCCAGCAGCUGGUCAAGCCAGAGAUGAACACUUUGAACGUCAUGCUGGGAACUCUGAACUUGGCUCUGGUGGCUGAGCAGGAAAGUAAAGACAGUGGAGGAGCAGCAGUGGCAGAACAAGUGCUGAGUAUCAUGGAGAUCAUCCUGGAUGAGUCCAAUGCAGAACCUCUGAGCGAGGACAAGGGUAACCUCCUCCUCACUGGUGACAAAGACCAGCUGAUGAUGCUGCUGGAUCAGAUCAACAGCACCUUUGUGCGUUCCAACCUCAGCGUCCUGCAGGGCCUGCUGCGCAUCAUCCCUUACCUGUCCUUCGGGGAGAUGGAGAAGAUGCAGAUCCUGGUGGAGCGAUUCAAGCCCUACUGUAACUUUGAUAAGUACGAUGAGGAGCACAGUGGAGAUGAUAAAGUCUUCCUAGACUGCUUCUGUAAGAUAGCAGCAGGAAUAAAGAACAACAGCAAUGGCCAUCAGCUGAAAGAUCUCAUCCUUCAGAAAGGAAUUACACAGAAUGCCCUUGACUACAUGAAAAAGCACAUUCCCAGUGCAAAGAAUUUGGAUGCAGACAUAUGGAAGAAGUUCUUGUCCCGACCUGCACUUCCUUUUAUCCUGCGCCUGCUCCGAGGCCUUGCCACCCAGCACCCUGCCACACAGGUGCUGAUAGGCACAGACUCCAUCACCAACCUGCACAAACUGGAGCAGGUGUCUAGCGAUGAGGGGAUCGGGACACUGGCAGAGAACCUGCUGGAGGCGCUGAGGGAACACCCAGAGGUGAACAAGAAGAUCGACGCUGCCCGCAAGGAGACCCGGGCAGAGAAGAAGAGAAUGGCCAUGGCCAUGAGGCAGAAAGCCUUGGGCACCCUGGGCAUGACGACAAACGAGAAGGGUCAGGUAGUGACCAAGACAGCGCUGCUUAAACAGAUGGAGGAGCUUAUAGAAGAGCCAGGGCUGACCUGCUGCAUCUGCCGGGAAGGAUACAAGUUUCAGCCCACCAAGGUGCUGGGCAUUUACACCUUCACCAAGCGUGUGGCACUGGAGGAGUUUGAGAACAAGCCCCGCAAGCAGCAGGGCUACAGCACCGUCUCCCACUUCAACAUCGUCCACUACGACUGCCACCUGGCAGCUGUCAGGCUUGCUCGCGGCCGUGAAGAAUGGGAGAGUGCAGCCCUGCAGAAUGCCAACACCAAGUGUAAUGGGCUCCUGCCAGUCUGGGGACCUCAUGUGCCAGAGUCUGCUUUUGCUACUUGCUUAGCAAGACACAACACAUACCUCCAGGAGUGCACAGGACAGAGGGAACCUACCUACCAGCUGAAUGUCCAUGACAUCAAACUGCUCUUCCUCCGCUUCGCCAUGGAGCAGUCGUUCAGCGUCGAUACUGGAGGAGGAGGGAGGGAGAGCAACAUCCAUCUCAUCCCAUACAUCAUCCACACAGUGCUCUAUGUCCUCAACACAACUCGAGCGACGUCGAGAGAGGAGAAGAACCUCCAGAGCUUCAUGGAGCACCCCAAAGAGAAGUGGGUGGAGAGUGCCUACGAGGUGGAUGGGCCCCACUACUACACCGUGCUGGCACUGCACAUCUCUCCCCCCGAGAAGUGGAAAACCAUGCGAGUGGAGAUCCUCAAGAGGCUCCUCGUCACCUCCCACGCACGAGUGGUGGCGCCAGGGGGAGCCAGCAGACUGGCAGAUAAGGCAGUGAAGGAUUACGCCACGUACCGCUCCGGUCUUCUCUUCUGGGCCCUGGUAGAUCUCAUUUACAGCAUGUUCAAGAAGGUGCCUACCAGUAACACCGAGGGGGGCUGGUCCUACUCUCUGGCCGAGUUCAUCCGCCACAACGACAUGCCGAUACACGAGGUGGCCGACAAGGCCCUGAAAACCUUCCAGGAGGAGUUCAUGCCAGUGGAAACCUUUGCUGAGUUUCUGGAUGUGGCUGGCCUCUUGUCGGAAAUCAACGAUCCUGACAGCUUCCUCAAGGAUCUUUUGAACUCCAUCCCCUGAGCCAGCAGCACAGAGGAGCACCGGGCAGAGACUCCACUUAGUUUGCCUUCCACCCCUUCGUGUACCUCCUUGUGCAGUCUGUCCCUUCCCUGAGGAGUGCUGCAGUUGGGGUUAUUUUUUUUUGGGGGGGGGUGGGGGGGAAGGAGGAGACUUUUUUUUGUUGUUUGGGGUUUUUAUUUUCUACCAUUUCCCCCCCCCCACCACCACCACCACCACUACCUUCUUUGGAGUGAUUUGAAGUUUAGGUUUGUUUUAUCCUGUAUUUCAGUGCUUCUGUCUGUAAAGCCUUCUGUGUGUGCCAGCUGGGGGCAAGGGCUUGGGCAGAGAGGAGUCCAAACCAGUAAAUCUGAAAUGCUUUAAGUGUGCAGCUCUUGGAAGUGAAAUGCAGCCCAACUGAUGGGUAAGGUGGGCUUGGCCAGUCCUGUGCCCAGGGGGCUUGGCCAGUCCUGUGCCCAAGGGGGCUGACCAGUCCUGUCCCCAAGGGGGAUGACCAGUCCUGUGCCCAGGGAGCUUGGCCAGUCCUGUGCCCAGGGGGCUUGGCCAGUCCUGUGCCCAGGGGGCUUGGCCAGUCCUGUGCCCAGGGGGCUGACCAGUCCUGUGCCCAGGGGGCUGACCAGUCCUGUCCCCAAGGGGUCUGACCAGUCCUAUGCCCAGGGGGCUGACCAGUCCUGUGCCCAAGGGGGCUGACCAGUCCUGUGCCCAGGGAGCUUGGCCAGUCCUGUGCCCAGGGAGCCUGGCCAGUCCUGUGCCCAGGGGGCUGACCAGUCCUAUGCCCAAGGGGACUGACCAGUCCUGUGCCCAAGGGGGCUGACCAGUCCUGUGCCCAGGGAGCUUGGCCAGUCCUGUGCCCAGGGGGCUUGGCCAGUCCUGUGCCCAGGGAGCUUGGCCAGUCCUAUGCCUAGGGGGCUGACCAGUUCUGUCCCCAAGGUGUCUGACCAGUCCUGUGCCCAGGGGGCUGACCAGUCCUGUCCCCAAGGGGGCUGACCAGUCCUGUGCCCAGGGGGCUGACCAGUCCUGUCCCCAAGGGGGCUGACCAGUCCUGUGCCCAGGGGGCUGACCAGUCCUGUCCCCAAGGGGUCUGACCAGUCCUGUGCCAAGGGGUCUGACCAGUUCUGUGCCCAGGGGGCUUGACCAGUUCUGUGCCCAGGGGGCUUGGCCAGUCCUGUGCCCAAGGGUCUGACCAGUCCUGUGCCCAGGGAGUUGACUAGUCCUUUACUCAUGGGGUUGACUAGUUCUUUGCCUAUAGGUUUAACUAGUCCUUUACCCAGGGGUUCACUUGUCCUUUACUCAUGGGUUUACCUAGCCCUUUACCCAGGGAUUUGACUAGUCCUUUGCCCAGGUCUGAACAGUCAUUUACUCAUGGAUCUGACUGGUCUUUACUUAUGGGUCUGACUACUCCUUUGCCCAUGGGUUUGACUAGUCCUUUGCCUAGGGGUUUGACUAGUCAUGGGUUUGACUAGUCCUUUGCCUAGGGGUUUGACUAGUCCUUUACUCAUGGGUUUGAUUAGUUCUUCCCCUAUAGGUUUAACUAGUCCUUUACCCAGGGGUUUGACUAGUCCUUUACUCAUGGGUUUGAUUAGUUCUUUCCCUAUAGGUUUAACUAGUCCUUUACCCAGGGGUUUGACUAGUCCUUUACUCAUGGGUUUGAUUAGUUCUUUCCCUAUAGGUUUAACUAGUCCUUUGCCCAGGGGUUUGACUAGUCCUUUGCCCAGGUGUGAACUCGGGGCUCUGACUGGCCUUUCCUUAGGGGGCUGACUAGUCCUUUACUCAUGUGCCCACCUAGCCCUUUGCCCAGGGCUUGACUAGUCCUCUGCCCACGCAGCAGCCUGACCACCCAAGUUCCUUCUCCUGCGUUCCCUGAGCUCCUUGUUGGGGGCUCAGAGCUGCUGCUGCUGCUCCUGGCCCCGCAGCCUGCAGGAGGAGGCAGGACACCAAAGGCUGGCAGCAGCCAGGACGCGGAGCGGUGCCACCCUCACUGACUGGACACGCAGAGCAGGUCCCCACUCCUGGGCCCUGAGCUGUAGGCAGUUGUGGCUGCCAGGACAGCCUUUCCUUCACCCCUUCUCCAGCUGGGUGCGGGCAGCUGGCCCCUUCUCCUGCUCCCCCUCUCCCAGGCACGCUGCCUCUCCUGAGCUGACUCUCUGAGGCUGUAUCCGAAGCGCGGGCGCAUGUUGGCCACCUUAGCUCCCAGAGGGGUGCUGCUGACAUCCCACUUCUCUCUCUCUCUUUCUCUCUCUCUGGGAAAAAAUCCAGCUUCAGCAAACUGCAUGGGAAACAAACAGGCACUGCACACAUCCUGAGCCCUUUCCAUAGCUUCCAUUUCGGUGUGCAUGCCCCAAAGCUGAAGCCAAGGACCUGCUUCGAAUACAGCCUUGCCUCUUCUCUCCCAGUCGUGCAUGCUGGUUGCUUACCUUUCCCACCACUCCUCUUGUCCUGUAAGCCAGCUGACACCUCCUGAAGCUGGAAUCUAAUAAAGCUUUCCCUGUCCUCCUC
This is a messenger RNA of Pogoniulus pusillus (Red-fronted tinkerbird), 18078 nucleotides long. It is a transcript of the gene UBR4, whose product is annotated as ubiquitin protein ligase E3 component n-recognin 4. Gene Ontology annotation, cellular component: nucleoplasm; centrosome; membrane. The transcript has 107 exons. Gene Ontology annotation, biological process: ubiquitin-dependent protein catabolic process. Lineage: Eukaryota; Metazoa; Chordata; Aves; Piciformes; Lybiidae. Gene Ontology annotation, molecular function: zinc ion binding; protein binding; ubiquitin-protein transferase activity. The record is from RefSeq and is a predicted model, not a curated record. The coding region runs from base 13 to 15585 and encodes 5190 amino acids.